AUGGGUAUCUUUGCAUUGGUGACAGGAAGGCCAGGGCCUAGUGGGUUCGGGUCAGCUUCAACUGCUGAGCAGGUUACUGAAGGAGUUGAUGCUAGCAACCUUACCGCUAUUGUAACUGGUGGGGCAAGUGGGAUUGGGUUUGAGACAGCAAGAGUCUUGGCACUUCGUCGAGCCCAUGUCAUCAUUGCCGCCAGAAACAUAGAGGCUGCUAAUGAAGCAAAACAGGCUAUUAUUAAAGAAAAUAUAAGUGCCCGAGUGGAUGUUCUGAAACUUGACCUCUGCUCUGUCAAGUCUGUUAGAGCAUUUGUUGAUAGCUUCAAUGCUCUUGAUCUUCCUCUCAACCUCUUAAU
This is a messenger RNA of Prunus avium (sweet cherry), 350 nucleotides long. NCBI's taxonomy places the organism in Eukaryota, Viridiplantae, Streptophyta, Magnoliopsida, Rosales, Rosaceae. The record is from RefSeq and is a predicted model, not a curated record.